This is a messenger RNA of Quercus robur (English oak), 1002 nucleotides long. RefSeq lists its product as uncharacterized. Gene Ontology annotation, biological process: protein ubiquitination. Bases 188 to 898 code for a protein of 236 amino acids. Gene Ontology annotation, cellular component: cytoplasm. Gene Ontology annotation, molecular function: ubiquitin protein ligase activity. Lineage: Eukaryota; Viridiplantae; Streptophyta; Magnoliopsida; Fagales; Fagaceae. The transcript has a single exon. The record is from RefSeq and is a predicted model, not a curated record.
UGGAACUCUAGUCGGUUUCCCCAACAAGGCCAUAUAUACUACUUGCAUAGGCAUAGGUUGGGUCUCAAAUCUCAAUCAAAAACUCUCAGUUUCUCUCGCAAUUUCUUGAAAUUGUUACCAUAUUAGCAUCCUCUUAUAUACGUUGUCUUUCCCUGUUGCUCGUUGCUUUCCAAGUAAACAUUCAACCAUGCCUCUCAACUUCUCCAGAACUUAUGGUUUCCAGAUAUGGCAGAGGCCAGGCCAACCCACCAACCAGCAACAGCCUCAGAUUGAGGUGGACGACAAGUCCAAUGUCUUCCUCAUCGAAUUUCACAUUACUAAGGUAGAUCAGCGGAAGAACUACAUCGGCAACAGCCAAGAACCAGUGUCUUCCUACGAAGACACUAAAUCCUAUACUGAAUUGGUAUUUCUUUCCAAACGUGAAGUGAUGUCGCAAGAUAUCAAUGGUGGUUGCUUGUGCUCUUUGCUUAGAAAGUUCGAGAUCCCAGUGGAAGAUCAUGGUACUAUGAUUCGACAAAUUGUUGGAUUGGCCGGGACAUCAACGAUGCCCAUUGUUGUGGACAUAAUACACGUGUACUUGAUGGAAAUAGUGGUGCAUAUUGUGGAUCUGGUGCGCGAAUAUUACGAUACCAUAAUUUUGGACUCCAUGGAGACUUAUGAGCCUAAGUCCAUUCCAGCGACUAAAUCUUCUGUUGAGGCUUUGGAGAAGAUUAUGUAUCAGCCGAGUUCAAACUCGAUUCAAGAAUGUAGCAUCUGCUUGGAAGAGUUUCGUACAGGUUUCGUAGUCACUCGCAUGCCGUGUUCACAUGUUUAUCACGGAAACUGUAUCGCCAAGUGGUUGCAGACGAGUCACUUCUGUCCUUUGUGCCGAUACCCAAUGCCACAUUAUGCCUCAUAGAGCUUUUGGGUCAAUGUUGUUUCUUUGUAUAGAUUAGUUGUUAAUUGAAGUUUGUAUUUUUUUAAUAGUAGCCGUUAUGAAAAAUUUUGUACCAAGAUCUUGAA